GGCCAUACCGCAUUGUGCAUUAUUUGGUCGUGGCAUGUUGGGGUCGCUAAAGCAUCGCGUGCUGGAAGGAGGGAAGCAACUGAAGAGCACGCUAGAAGAGCACAGCGCCGAGAUGAACAAGCAGCGUCUCCAGAUGAAUAUCAACAUGAACAGCGCGUCGGAGCGGUUGACGGCGGUGGCGGCGGCGGCAACAAGUGUGGUAUCCACGGUUACCAAGUCGACAACGUUGGGCGCAUCGGCGCCGUCAGCGUCUGUUGUCGGGACAAAGGAGCCAGACGAGGUUGCAGGAGGGCCGUUCUUUGCGUCCUUUGUACAUCGCCAGCAACAGGUACUUGUGGAGCAUCAAGCACUCCUCCAGAGCGGGGAGCAUCUCUCGGACGUGUUUUCGAAGACGCGGCGGCGGGUGACAGCCGAAGCACAGAGCGCGAUGUUCCUCCAACACAACUUUCAAAACAUCGCGCACAUCAAGGACGGCAUCCGAUCCAUUCGGAACUCGAUAGUGUCGUUGGUGGGCCUCAUGGAAGAAGUCGAACAGUUGCUCAUGUCCAAGACAGAGGAAGAAUUGGUGUACGAGAACGCGGCGUUUGCUCUGCAACAGCAAGCGGAAUUGGAGCAAUUUGAAUGCAGUACGUUGGCCGAGAAGCAGCAGCGACUUCUUCGGCGGCACCACGAACGACAGCGCGCGCUUGGCGACGCGUUCGCCAAGGACCUGCACACGUAUCAAACGAUCCUAUCGUACCAAGGCUAUCUUCCUGCACUGAGUACGACAGCUAUCUUGCUUGAACGAGGUUUCGUGAUGGGGAUUUGUGACGGGUAGCCGAUCCGCACGCGCCGGUCGAGUCGCUCGAGUCGAUUGAGAUGGCGAUUCAGCCUGACGAAGACCUUGACACGUUUUAUAAAGAUGUGGUCGAUCCAGACGAUGGGCCGUCGUGGAGCGGGGGCUGCGGCUCAGGCGAUGGUGCGCGCGAUGACGUUGACGCGGUGGACGUUGCGGUGGCGCCUCGUCACCACGUCGAUGGGCACGUGUGGGUCGAUCCAACUGGCGACGACGAUGAAACGAAAAGCGACAUGGCGUCGACGGUGGCCGAAUUGCCGUCCGAAGUCCCGACGUUAGAUGGCUACGCUAGCGACACGAACGAACAAGACGAUUGAUUCUAUGGAGGCUUCAACCCCGUCGAUUGUGCACGUUGUAGCUUUGUAAGGUUCGGCAAGCGACUGUGGCUUGGUUGGACGGCCUCGAGUCGCAUUCUUCUGGCUCUGGGACACACAUGGGCGAGGGUGGCACUGCUCAGUAGGUUGAGAGGGGUGUGCGGACUAGCUGCUGCGGGCCGCCGACCCGAUAACUUUGCACGAUCCGAACGGCUAGCUCACGAGGGAUGACCGACGCAAGAAAUUUGGCGCCGUAGGAGGGCCGCCCGUCGUUUCGGACGAA
Messenger RNA from Aphanomyces invadans, 1432 nucleotides. RefSeq lists its product as hypothetical. The transcript is spliced from 6 exons. Bases 35 to 817 code for a protein of 260 amino acids. Lineage: Eukaryota; Oomycota; Saprolegniomycetes; Saprolegniales; Verrucalvaceae. The record is from RefSeq and is a predicted model, not a curated record.